Messenger RNA from Carassius auratus (goldfish), 5494 nucleotides. RefSeq names its product poly [ADP-ribose] polymerase 4-like. The record is from RefSeq and is a predicted model, not a curated record. Lineage: Eukaryota; Metazoa; Chordata; Actinopteri; Cypriniformes; Cyprinidae. Bases 173 to 4855 code for a protein of 1560 amino acids. The transcript has 34 exons. Gene Ontology annotation, molecular function: NAD+ poly-ADP-ribosyltransferase activity. Gene Ontology annotation, cellular component: cytoplasm.
UCUAAUGUUUGUAUCUCAGGGAGGAAUGGAGGCGUGUCUUUACUGUAAACAUGAGUCAGGAAGAACUCCCUAAACUCUUCAGUGCAGAUUAUUUACGCCUUCUUUAACAGUAUUUUCUUCAAAUCUAAACUUUUCACUCGACUCUGACUUUGUCCUCGAUACUGCUGGCACCAUGACAGUGUUUGAAAACUGUACUGUGGUGUUAGAUGUCAAAAAUCUGCCUUUUAAAGAGAAGAAUAAACUGAGACUAGCUCUUCUGGAGAAUGGAGGAAACAUCUCAUAUGUCAUCAACAAAGAGUGCUCUUUUGUAGUCACUAGCAGUGUGAAUGACCUGAGCAGUAACCGGCAGCGCAGCAUCCAGAAGCUCCAGAUCCCAGUGGUCGGGACGCAGUAUGUGUGGAGCUGUCUGGACCAAGGGCAUCUCCUGCCUUUGACGGAGCAUGAUUUGGCCCCACAGCUGGCGUAUCCCGGCUCUCAAUUCCUUCCCCGUUCAGAGGUAAAAGUGUCGACACACAAACUAGAAAAAGAGAAGUUCAAAGGUCACACUGAGCUCCCAAAGACUGAACUUGAGAAGGGUGGACCCCAUCCUGACAGGUUCAGAGUUUAUAAAGAAGGCGACCAUGGGCUGCCUGAAUUUCCUUCUUAUUUUCAAGUAGCCAAGUAUUCGGUUUUUGAGAGGGUCAAACCCAAGGCAUUGUCUGUUUUGGAGCUGCAGAGUGCCAAAGGCCGAGCAGGCCAGCAGUAUCGUGUGUUGUGUUCAGUCUUGCGUGAAGCUGAGACCGCCGUGGUUCAAGACAAGCUUGUGUUCUGCGUGACGUCUGAAGAUGCAGUGGAAGCAUAUCUGCAGCUGAUGAAGGAGAUGGAGACAGAGGGAUUCACAAAGACACACACACUUCCCUCUGAGGUUGAGCGCUUGGCAUCCUACAGCCUGCAGCAGCUGCUGUUGGAGGAGAAGCUGAACUGCAGCACAUUAUCACAGGAAGUUGGUGUCUUCGUGGAGCUGGUUUGGACUGAAGCUCUCGGGUCCCUUAAUAACAUCCUGACAGUCCCUGUCUCCAGAAUCAGCCUCAAUGAUGUGAGCAGGGUGGAGGGAUUGUUACUGCAGGCACAAAAGACGGAGAAAGAGGAUGAAGUCAAAGCCCUGCUGGAGGAGGUCAACACUCUUCUACCCCUCAGAAUGAUCGACCCUCCUUCCAAACACAAGCUUGUGUCUCAGAAGCUAGACCUUUGUCAGCUGAUCAGAGAUAUUGUGAAUGUCAGUGAGGCCACUCUGGGAAUCCCCUCGGUCUCAUCUUUGGGAAAGUAUCGAGCUCUGAGGUGCAGCAUUGAGGUUGUUCCACCACAAAACCCUGAGUUUCAUGUUGUCUCUCAACUGCUUCAGGACAGGCCUGUUCAGAUUCAGCAGAUACUGCGUGUCAGCAGAGGGGUGGAGCUUCAGAUGUUUAGGGAGGAUUUAGGCAACAUUAAACCCCUCCUCCACUCCACUAGUUCCAGCAGCUUUGUUGGAAUACUGUCACGAGGUCUGCUGCUGCCCAGGGUUGGAGUUGAACAGCAUGGGAUCGAGAGAACGGAUAUCGGUAAUCUUGGAGGAGGAAUCUACUUCAGUGACUCUCUAAAGACUAGUGUGAAAUACUCCAAGCCCAGUGUAACUGACGGCUCUCGGCUGCUGUUGGUGUGUGAAGUGGCGUUGGGUCGGUGUAAGGACCUGCUGAAGAAAGACACCACUUUGACUUGCGCUCCUGACGGCUGUCACAGUGUACACGGAGUCCGCCGCUCUCCCAGCAGACUCUCUGACUUUGAGGAUGAUGAGUUUGUUGUCUAUAACACAGAGCAGAUCAGAAUGAAGUAUGUGGUCCAGUACAGUCUGGAGGGGGACGAGUUAAAAGAGUUCCAGCCUCAUAUUAACACUCAGCUCAUGCAGAUCACGGACACAACCGCUGAUGUCUUGUCCAGUGAUGAUGUUGAAGGUUUGGAGUCCACUAAGAAUCCUCUAGAGGAGAUGAACGCAGGUUUGCUGGACAGCAGUGGUCAGAAACUUCCUCUACAGGCUGUCAAUGUGAAGUGCAAGCUGAUGGACCUGCUGUGUCAGGUCAUCAUUUUUCAGACCUACACAAACCAGAGUGCUGUUCCCAUUGAAGCAAAGUAUGUCUUUCCACUGGAGGAGACGGCAGCAGUGUGUGGAUUUGAAGCCUUUAUCAAUGGAAAACACGUCAUUGGAAAGGUAAAGGAAAAAGAGCAGGCUCGUAAGGAGUACAAGCAAGCCAUAGAGAAAGGCCAUGGAGCCUACCUGAUGGACCAGGAUGCACCUGAUGUAUUUACUAUCAGCGUGGGGAAUCUUCCUCCUGGAGCCACAGUUCUGAUCAAAGUGACGUUCAUCACUGAGCUGCUGGUCAGAUCAGGCUCUAUAAUCUUCUCACUGUCCGGCAGCGUGGCACCAUGGCAACAGAGCGCCGCCCUUAAUCAGACAACUCAGGCAACUGUUGAAAAGAUUGGUGUGACGGAGCUUCAGUCAGAGGGAGAGUUUUCUCUGUCUAUGUCAAUUGAAAUGCCUUAUGAGAUCAUCAACUUGAGCUCUUCACACCGCAUCAAAACCAAGAGGACAGACUGUAAGGCAGUGAUCAGCACGUUACCGGGACAGACUCUGGGAUCUGAAGGGUUACAGGUGUCCUUCAGUCUUUCUAAUAUCCACAUGCCCAGGAUGUGGGUCGAGAACCGUCCGGAUAAAGAUAGUCAGGCCUGCAUGCUGGUGUUUUAUCCUGACUUUAAGUCAAUCGGGGUGUCCAGCUCUGGAGGUCCGUCCAGUGUGAGCGAUGUGGUCAUUCUACUGGACUCCUCCAAGUCCAUGCGGGGAGACGCCAUGCUAAACGCUCGCAGGAUUGCCCUUCAAGUCCUCAAAUCUCUGGACCACUCACUGAAGAUCAACAUCAUCUCUUUCAGCACUGAUUACAAGGAAGCGUUUCCUGCACCAUUGCCUUUAUUUGAGGCAUCUGAAGCAGCCAGAAAGUUUAUUAUGUCGUGUAGCGGCUCUGGUGGCAGCACUGAUCUGUGGCGGCCUCUCCGGAUCCUGAGUCUGCUGCCUCCCUGCCGGGGCGUGAGGAACAUCCUGCUGCUCUCUGAUGGACAUGUUCAGAACCAGCCUCUGACCCUACAGCUGGUCCGAGAAAACUCCUGCCACACGCGCCUCUUCACCUGCGGACUCAGCUUGACAGCCAAUCGUCAUAUGCUCAGAGCUUUGGCUCAGGCAGGUGGAGGAACAUAUGAAUUUUUUGACACAAAGAUGAAACACACUUGGACAGAGAAGGUGCGUGCUCAGGUUGAGCGUAUGGAGUCUCCAGGCUGCAGAUCAGUGGCAGUGAAGUGGCAGCAGUUUAGUCCCACAGCGCCCCGUCCUGUUCAAGCCCCUUCACAGCUUCACGCCCUCUUCAGUGACUGUCACUCUCUGGUGUACGGCUUUGUGCCUCACUGCACUCAGGCAACACUGUUUGGUGAUUUGAGUGGACAAGAGAUCAAAACCAUGGUUUCCACCACAGAACUACAAAAGACAAAAGGAACCUUCCUUCACAAGUUAACAGCAAGAGCGAUCAUCAGAGACUAUGAAGAUGGCAUUCUAGGCAACAGUGAGGCAGAACACGAGGGGAAGAAAGCAGAGCUGAAGUCCUACAUCAUUGAGCUCAGUAAAGAGUUCUCCAUCUUGUCCCAGUUCACAAGUUUUGUCGCCAUUGAAGAGAGGGACCAGAAUGAGCUUGACACUGGAUUCACAGAUAUUCCCAAAAUCAUAUCAGAAGAGGAUGUGGAUAUUUUACCAUACAUGGGCUGGACUAAAGAGAAGCUGAAAGAUGUAAGGAUAGAAUCAAAAGAAUUGUCCAGUAGCAGCUCCUCGUAUCAUGUUUUGGAUAAGGAUUACAUGGAAGAAUGCAUCUGGAAUGAAAUAUCUUUUGAAAUGGAUCAUUACGAAAUGGAGGAGGCUGUGGGAUCUAAUGAUUAUUUUCUAGAAGGGUCUGCAGAACCACCUGUCCCUCAGCCAUUAUGUUAUGCUACUUGUACCAUCCAGAGUCCUCCUCAUUCUGAUAGGAGCACUUUCGGUUUCAUAGGCUCACACAAGGAUUUUCCAGAUUUGGAUGAGUUUGGUAUUUCCACUCCAGAACCUUACAGGGGCCAUAAGACAAAGGCUCCCCGUCGCCGGGCUUACCCUAUGAGGGACAGGCUUCCCAUUCACGCUGGUGUAAUGCCUGUUUGUUAUUCCUCCAGGAUUGAGGAGCAUCCCUUUUACGAUACUACCUCAGAGUGUUAUUUAUAUAGGAAAAGAGGAAAGGCACGCUUGCCACAACGUUUUUCACAACCUCAAGACACUUUGUCAAAACUGAGAAGGAAAUCUGACACAGUGGCCUGGAAUGAGCUGUUUGACCUUCAGCAUGAGGAUGGAUACUGGGAGUGCACUGACAGGCUGAGCAGCUUCCUCAACCUGGACAUAGACUUUUUUGCCAAUGUCUUCCUUAGGGAGAAAGGCAUCCGUUCUUUUGGUGUGAAGGCUCAUGCUGACAUUCUGAGGCUGGUGGCGACUCUGCUGGUGCUGCAGCUGAUCCGGGUGAAGAAGCUGGCAGUGGGACAGCUGCUCGAGUCUCUCCUCCGGCUGAAAGAGUCCCAGGAGCCCAGACCGAUGUACUGGGAAGCAGUGAAGAGGGCCGUGGACUGGGCCUGCCGGACAGACAGACAGUAUCCGUGUGUGUGCAGCAGGCUGGAGAUCGGCUGGGAUUGGGAAUCAUCUACACGUCAACUACUGGGCUGUGAUUCUCCACACCCAUAUUCCCCACUCAGACCUGUUCUGGAGAGACGUACAGGUGUAUCAGUCAUGUAGAAACUGGACAGACACUUCCCUCUUCAUUGACAGUUGCUGCUUCACUUUGCAGUUUGCCUAAUAUUGCUUGCUUAAUAAAUGUCUUUAUGAGACUGAAAAUUAUAUUUGGACACCUGAACUUAAUAAGAUGCUUGAAUGUCAUUGCAUUUAAAAGAAAAGAUAAAAAAGUGCCCUUUUUGCUAGAACUUUUUUUUCUGAACUAUUUUGUUCAGACAAUUGUCAAUGUGAUUUUUAGUGGCCAUUUGAAGUCAUUUCUCCUCAAAUUCACACUGAUGUUCAUUACAUUAACUAUGAUUAUGAUGCUGUAUGUUGUUUUAUCAUAAAAAUUUAAUUUUAGUUGUGAAAUGUUUUACUGUUUUACUGCAUGUGCUGUCUUUUUAAAAUAAACUAAAUAAAAUAAAGAUAAAUAUAUUGUUACAGUAAAAAAUAUUAGCAUCUCAAGGACAACCGUUCACAGAAUGUCUUCUGUUCUGUAAUCGUCACACACACACACACACACACACACACUGUUGCAGAUGAGAGCAGUUAUCAAAUAUAUCGAAACUACUCUAUAUUUUAAAUAUUGGUGACAUUUAUGGUUUUGUAUUAGAGAUUGGCACAGUUUCAAAUAUAUUUCAAAUAAAUAUGCGUAAAAAAAAA